AUGCGCUGGUGCGAUAAUCUUGGCGGCGCAGGUGUUUCUCAUCGUGGGGGCGCCCGUGCUGUUCAUCGUGGUGGCGCCGGUGCUUUUCUCGCGGAGAUGCCGUUUUUGGUGCGCGUGCCAUUCUUCAUCGUGAACAUGUUGAGGCCGAUCAUAGUGGAGGUGCCGAUCCUCAUGGAGGUAUCCGUGCUGAUCGUCCUAAAGGCGCCGAUCCUCAGGAAGGUGCGUGUCUUAAUCCUUGUAAAGUUACCGAUGACCGACGCGGUGCUGUUCAUUCUGGAGGUCCCAAUCCUCGGGGAGGUUCCCAUCCUCGUGGAGAUGCCCGUGCCGAUCUUGGCGGAGGUGUUGGUGCUGAUCUUCUUGGAAGUGCUGGUGCCGACCACUGUGGAGGCGCCCGCAAUUGUCGUCAUGGAGGUGCCGACCCUCGUGGAGGUGCCGAUCAUGCUGGGAGUGCUGUUCUGUAUCGUGGAGAUGCUGAGGCCGAGCACCGUGCAGGUGCCGCUCCUCACAGGGGUGCUGGCGCGUGCCGCUCGAUGCGGCGGUGUUGGAGCUGAACAUCUCGGAGGUGUUCGUUCGGAGGCUGCUAGAUGGGUUCGUUGGACAAGGCUGGUUUCGCUGGAGUCGAGGUCCCUCAAGCCCGACCUUAGGCACUCCAGCACGACCUGA
Messenger RNA from Prorocentrum cordatum, 663 nucleotides. NCBI's taxonomy places the organism in Eukaryota, Dinophyceae, Prorocentrales, Prorocentraceae. The record is from the annotation of a GenBank genome assembly.